AUGCAAAAGUUGCUGCAGCCUUAUUUGCUCGACCCUCAACGUGACAUCCUUGAUCCGACGCUGGAGAAGCUCUUUAAGAAUUCCGCAUUGCAAGUAGAAUUAAGAACCGACCAGCUAUUGCUCAGAUCUCGCCUCCUUGACAACGUCGCCGACCUUGCGGCACCUUCGGCGAUUACUUGA
Messenger RNA from Podospora pseudopauciseta, 180 nucleotides. RefSeq lists its product as uncharacterized. The transcript has 3 exons. Bases 1 to 180 code for a protein of 59 amino acids. Lineage: Eukaryota; Fungi; Ascomycota; Sordariomycetes; Sordariales; Podosporaceae. The record is from RefSeq and is a predicted model, not a curated record.